AUGCCUGAACCAGCGAAGGCCGCGCCCAAGAAGGGCUCCAAGAAAACCGUCACCAAGACUGCCGGCAAAGGAGGCAAGAAGCGCAGAAAGUCCAGGAAGGAGAGCUACGCUAUCUACGUGUACAAAGUCCUGAAACAGGUCCACCCUGAUACCGGGAUCUCCUCCAAGGCUAUGGGCAUCAUGAAUUCCUUCGUCAACGACAUUUUCGAGCGUAUCGCUGGUGAGUCCUCUCGUCUGACUCACUACAACAAGCGCUCCACCAUUACCUCCAGGGAGAUCCAGACCGCCGUGCGCCUGCUGCUUCCCGGUGAGCUGGCCAAGCACGCCGUGUCCGAGGGUACCAAGGCCGUCACCAAGUACACCAGCUCCAAGUAAAGCGCCUUAGUCGCUCUGGCAAACCAACGAAGAAACAGCAACAUCAUGCCUGAACCAGCGAAGGCCGCGCCCAAGAAGGGCUCCAAGAAAACCGUCACCAAGACCGCCGGCAAAGGAGGCAAGAAGCGCAGAAAGGCCAGGAAGGAGAGCUACGCUAUCUACGUGUACAAGGUCCUGAAACAGGUCCACCCUGAUACCGGGAUCUCCUCCAAGGCUAUGGGCAUCAUGAACUCCUUCGUCAACGACAUUUUCGAGCGUAUCGCUGGUGAGUCCUCUCGUCUGGCUCACUACAACAAGCGCUCCACCAUUACCUCCAGGGAGAUCCAGACCGCCGUGCGCCUGCUGCUUCCCGGUGAGCUGGCCAAGCACGCCGUGUCCGAGGGUACCAAGGCCGUCACCAAGUACACCAGCUCCAAGUAAAGCGCCUUAGUCGCUCUAGCAAA
This is a messenger RNA of Trichomycterus rosablanca, 818 nucleotides long. RefSeq lists its product as uncharacterized. Gene Ontology annotation, cellular component: nucleosome. Lineage: Eukaryota; Metazoa; Chordata; Actinopteri; Siluriformes; Trichomycteridae. The record is from RefSeq and is a predicted model, not a curated record. Gene Ontology annotation, molecular function: protein heterodimerization activity; structural constituent of chromatin; DNA binding. The transcript is spliced from 2 exons.